This is a messenger RNA of Colletotrichum abscissum, 657 nucleotides long. Its product is annotated as short-chain dehydrogenase/reductase. The record is from RefSeq and is a predicted model, not a curated record. NCBI's taxonomy places the organism in Eukaryota, Fungi, Ascomycota, Sordariomycetes, Glomerellales, Glomerellaceae. The coding region runs from base 1 to 657 and encodes 218 amino acids. The transcript has 2 exons.
AUGAGUUCCCUUCUAUGGCCCAGGGCGAAACCUGCCUUCAACCGCUCCGAGCUUUUGCCUUCGAUUAAGGGCAAGGUCAUUCUGGUUACUGGAGGAACAAGUGGCCUGGGGCGACAGGCAGUACUAGAAUACGCGCGUUAUGAUCCCGAGAAGAUAUGGCUUGCGGCACGAAACGCCGCCGCUGCAGAGAGGACCAUCAAGGAAAUUCAGGACGAGGCUCCAAAUGCAUCCAUUGAGUUCAUUCAUCUUGAGCUCACUUCAGUUGCAUCGAUUCGAAAGGCGGCUCGCAUAAUUCGCCUGAAAUCAAGCCGACUAGACAUUCUCAUGCUGAACGCUGGAAUCGUCGCAACACCACCCGGACUGACUGAGGACGGCUACGAAAUGCAGUUCGGCACUAACUAUAUCGGAUCUGUCCUGCUUACGAAGCUUCUGAGUCCAACCCUUCUCGAUACUGCUGAAAUACCCGAAGCAGACGCCCGAAUCAUCUUUUUGGGCUCUCAAGCUUCCUCGAUGGCUCCGACGCAGGGCAUUGUCUUUGAUGCUCUCAAGACAGACUUUGGUGAAGUUGGUGCAUGGGCAAGAUACGGUCAGAGCAAACUCGCAGUCAUUUUAUACGAACUGGGCACAGUCUUGGACAUCCUCAAGCUACAUACUUGA